Molecule: messenger RNA, 1527 nt
Organism: Aedes albopictus (Asian tiger mosquito)
Lineage: Eukaryota; Metazoa; Arthropoda; Insecta; Diptera; Culicidae
Exons: 2
Coding region: 1-1527 (508 amino acids)
Source: RefSeq, a predicted model, not a curated record
AUGGUGUUCGACCCUCUUGGGCUGAUCAGCCACUUCCUGAUGUUUCUCCGAAGCCUUUUACAGGAGAUCUGGAGAGCAUCCGUCGACUGGGACGAGCAAAUCCACGAUUGUCACUUUGAUAAGUGGCUCGUAUGGCUGCGGUUUCUUCCUCGUGUAGCGGACAUCAAGAUUCCUCGUUGCUACCGGACCGUCACGUCUGCAGAAGAAGGAACCAUUGUCCAAAUGCAUACUUUUGUGGACGCCAGCGAGAACGGCUUCGCGGCAGUCGUCUACCUCCGUUUCCAGGAGGGAAAUACAGUUGAGUGCACUCUAGCAGGAGCCAAAACCCGGGUGGCGCCGUUGAAGUUCCUCUCUAUACCCCGAUCCGAACUUCAAGCAGCAGUUAUUGGGACCAGGUUAGCAGAUUCUAUCCAGGAGUCCCUCUCGAUUAAGGUUCAAAGGCGAUUCUUUUGGACUGAUUCCCGGGACGUCAUGUGCUGGCUACACUCGGAUCAUCGACGUUAUAGUCAGUACGUAGGUGUUCGAAUCAGCGAGGUCCUAGAAACCACGCCCCUACGAGAUUGGCGGUGGGUUCCUACUAAAUUGAACGUAGCUGACGAUGGUAACAAAUGGAAAGGUUCUCCUGACUUCAGCGCCUCUAGCCGGUGGUUGCAUGGACCUGAAUUUCUUCGGGAACCGGAAGAGAAAUGGCCUAUCUCUCCUCAGCCCGUCAAAACCACUGUCACGGAGCUGCGUCCACAUCUGCACCUCCAUUUCCAGACCCUCGAGUCAAUAAUUGAUACAAGCAGAUUCAGUCGAUGGCUUUGUCUACUGAAGACUACGGCGUAUGUAUUCAGAGCCAUUAGAAACAUGCUGCGAACUAUACGGCAAUCACCCAAAGCUUAUGGACCGCUUUCUCGUGAUGAGCUCAUCAUGGCCGAAUCCUACCUGUACAAAAUAGCCCAGAGAUGUACGUAUGAAGAUGAGAUAGCAAUUCUAUCUACAAAACAAGAACCCUCCUCAAAGGAAAUCUCAAGAAGCAGUUCGUUGUACCGCCUCUGCCCGUUCAUGGAUGAAAAGGGAGUUCUGAGGAUCCGCGGGCGUACCAGUGCCUGCCAAUUCAUCGACAACAGCAUCGUUAAUCCAAUCAUUUUACCUCGGGAGCACAGCGUCACAAAGCUCAUCGUAUUGGACGUUCAUCAGAGAUUCCUGCAUCAGAAUCACGAAACCGCCAUCAACGAGCUGAAACAACGCUACUAUAUUUCCCGUCUGAAAGCGAUCUACAAAUCGGUCCGGAACAACUGCCAAGUCUGUAAAAACGAACGAGCUUGUCCAGAGGCGCCACUGAUGAGUGGCGCGCCGCAUGCGCGCCUCGCAGCUUAUAGUCGACCUUUCACCCACAUGGGGGUGGACUACUUCGGCCCAAUGAUGUAUACGCUUAAGCCUCAGACUCAUUUGAUUGUAAACCAAUCUGCACAGGACCACUUUCCAUCGGACCCGUGUCCCGACGAUGACCCGUGUCAUACCGGCGCGCGCCCAUCGCUGUGA